Messenger RNA from Salvia hispanica, 1637 nucleotides. The record is from RefSeq and is a predicted model, not a curated record. NCBI's taxonomy places the organism in Eukaryota, Viridiplantae, Streptophyta, Magnoliopsida, Lamiales, Lamiaceae.
AUGCUCGCACCUCAUUUCCAAUUUUCUAUAUAUACAUACACUUUUUCUGUAUGUAUAUACUGGCACUUGUAUUUUCCCUUUUCAGGGCUUCCAGAGUCACCUGAUUACUCAUGUGAACUCUAGCUUUUGAGCAGCAUUCUUGAAUUUUUGGGAUGAAGCUGUGGAAAAUUUUUGGUAUUGGAAUUGUUACAUCAAUGGCUGUAGGGAACAACAUAGCUGAUGAGGAGGAAGAUGAGCACGAUAUCCGGGCUGGCGAUCACCACUGGCUCGACUUGAACUUCAGCUACAACGACUGGAUCACCCUCGGCCCAUCCGGUCCGAAGAGGAUCAGGAUGCCCGAGAGCGAAGUCAGCCGUGUUUCUGAUGGCUCAACCAGUGAAGAAUCUCAGGAUGCAGAUUAUGUAAGUGUUUCGUCUCUUAGCCACGAGGUCGAGAAUCUGAUCUUCGCCAGAUUCCCGCGGUCCGAGCUUUGGAAGACGAGCGUCAUCAACAAAAGGUGCUUGGCUCUCGCGAGGAGUGGUGAGCUUUACAAGAUCAGGAAGGAGAUAGGCGUGUAUUCGCCCUCCGUGCUCAUGUACGCCUCGGGACAGAGCACUUGGUGGGAGUUCGACCGGGAGUUUAGGUCGUGUAGGAGGCUCCCUUUCUUCCCUUCAGCCCCUUCCUUCCUCAGCGGUGACAAGGAGACGCUCUGCGCUAGCACGCACAUGCUUGUCUCGGGGAACGAGAUGGGGGAUCUCGUGAUUUGGAGGUACGAGCUAGCUAAGAACGAGUGGUGCAAGGGGCCAUCGAUGAUCACACCGAGAUGCUUGUUUGCAUCGGCUACUUGUGGUAACUACGCUUAUGUAGCCGGUGGGAUGGCUUCAGGGCUGAACGCUGAGGUUUUCGAUGUUGUAGAAAGAUACACACCUGAAUCUGGCUCGUGGGAGCCGCUCCCUAGUAUGAGGAAGCGUCGACAUCUCUGCGCUGGCUGCUACAUGGAUGGGAAAUUCUACGUGAUCGGGGGAAGGGACGGGGGCGUGGAGCUUACUUGUGGCGAGUUUUUUGAUGAGACAAGGAACACGUGGGAGCUGAUCCCGGACAUGCUUAAGGACGACCCGGUGCAGUCGUCCCACUCCCCGCCUCUCGUUGCUGUGGUCAACAACGAGCUCUACUUCUGGGCGUCUUCGUCGAACCACCUGAAGAUGUACCUGAAGGAGAGCAACACAUGGAAGCAGCUAGGGCAGGUCCCGGUGAGGGCCGACUGCCACAGGGGUUGGGGAGUUGCGUUCAAGUCCUUGGGAGACGAGCUGCUCGUGAUAGGGGCGUCCGCUGCCUAUGGCGAUCGGGUGGCUGUGUACACGUGCUGUCCGAGCUCGGCUGAGUCGGGCGAGCUGAGCUGGAGGGCUUUGGACAGUGGGAGCAAUUGCCUUACCAACUUCAUCCUAAAUUGUUGUGUUAUGGUUGCUUGAAAAAUGGGUGAUUGUCCUUGCUAUUGUAGAUGUUGAUGUUGUAUUUUGUGUUUUGUGUGUUUUUAUUAUGUCAAGUGUUUGAUCUUGAAUUGCUGGGAUUGUUGCCUUCUAGUUUUGUUUUGUAAUGUUCUAAAAAUGUCUAGUAAUUUACUAUAUAUAUACAUGGGAAUUAAAUCCUUUUUUAUGUUA